This is a messenger RNA of Hypoxylon trugodes, 1736 nucleotides long. Its product is annotated as auxin efflux carrier. Gene Ontology annotation, cellular component: membrane; endoplasmic reticulum. The coding region runs from base 178 to 1509 and encodes 443 amino acids. The record is from RefSeq and is a predicted model, not a curated record. The transcript has 5 exons. Gene Ontology annotation, biological process: transmembrane transport. Lineage: Eukaryota; Fungi; Ascomycota; Sordariomycetes; Xylariales; Hypoxylaceae.
GCAAGGUCCAGGUACCGUACUAUCCGUCCAUUACGGAAUAGUUUGGCGGUAAUGACGUCCGCGAAUUAGCUUAGCCAAUUUUACAUACGUAUAUGAAUAUCUAGGUAAUUAUGUAUUUUUUUUUUCCUCGCUGGGAUAGAAAUCUGGGGUUGAAUUGUUAAAUUUUUUGGAGGUAAUAUGGCGUCGGAAGUUCUCGUUUCUUUCCUGGGAGCCGUACAGGCGUCUUUAUCGGUGCUAUUGACUAUUGGUUGUGGCGUUGUCGCUGCUCAAUUUGGUCUAGUUACGACACAUGCCGCUGAAGAAGUAUCACGCCUUUGUGUCAAAGUGCUUCUACCCUGCCUGAUGAUCACGAAGCUGGGUUCAGAGUUGUAUCUUGAUACGACGGCAAAUUACGUUCCUAUAGUCAUCUGGGCUACUAUUUUCACCGUUACAUCUAUUGCCAUUGGGAAAGCGGCAGUGGCUUUUUUCCGUCUCCCGAACUGGGUAGUACCUGCUAUAGCUUUCAAUAAUACCGAGUCGCUUCCCCUGUUGCUGUUACAAUCCUUACAAACGACCGGAGUACUGGAAUCUUUAACUAGUGCGGAAAAGGCAUCUGACGGGGUUGAGCGAGCACGUACCUAUUUUCUCGCCUGUUCGGUAAUCAACAAUACUAUAACAUUCGGCCAAGGCGCAAAAUGGAUUACUAUGGGGGAAUCAUCUGGACAGGACGACUCAAUGGAUCCUGAAAGUCAGCAGGACGGACGGGGAGACGAAAACCCUAGUGAGCGAGAAAGGAACGGAAAUGCUCAUUCACCUCAAGACUGCGAAGAAUCGACUGAUGCGAAUGAACGAACAUCCCUCCUCCCUGGCAAAGUUCAGUACUGGGAGCGAAGGGUAGGGAACGAUCUUUCCUCGCGAUUUCGGAGAUACUUCUACGCCACUCCGAAGCCUAUGAGGGCGAUCCUUGCGGGCAUUGGGAUGUUUCUCAAUCCACCAUUUAUUGGUGCAGCCAUCGGCUUGAUAAUAGGUCUUUCGCCGCCUCUGCAUCGGAUUUUCUUCAAUGACAUGGAUAAGGGUGGUUAUUUUAAUGCGUGGCUCACCUCCAGCUUGAAAAACAUUGGAGAACUUUUUGUCUCACUUCAAGUUGUCAUAGUCGGCGUCAAACUGAGUCUGAGCCUCAGACUUAUGAAGGAAGGUGAGGAGGAGGCUGGUACACUACCCUUGGGCAUAGUUCUCCGUGUGACUUUUGUUAGAUUCAUUCUUUGGCCGGCCAUAAGUAUUCCCAUAAUAUGGGCAUUAGCAGCUUAUACUAAUAUCCUUCCUGAUGAUCCUAUGUUGUGGUGGGCUUUGAUGAUGAUGCCUGUUGGCCCUACCGCCAUGAAAGUUCUCGCAUUGGCAGAUGUGAGUGGAACAAACCAGACGACACGGAUGUCGAUCGCAAGAUUUCUUACGAUUUCGUAUAUCAUAACUCCUAUAGUAUCCUUUGCUGUUGUGGGAGCUCUGGAAGCUGCAAAGGCUGCAAAACAAUAGGUAUAGCUUCAUGUAUAAAAGAAGGCAUGUAUAUAUGUAUGUAGUUGUGUCUAAACAAAGCGCUAUGCAUAUCCGUCAAAGUAGGUAUUUUUAAAGUUGAGAUGAUUGAUCGGUUCUAAGGUUGUGAAUGGUGAAAAGGAGAAGGAGGGACAUCAUUAGUCAGCUAAUUGGAGAUAUGUACUGUGUUAAAUACGGUAUUAAAUUAAUGACGUACUGUGCUUAACCCA